CUUUAAAAUCACACACAACCCACAAUUCCUCUAAACUUUGAAUUUAGUUUGAUACUUUUCUCUAUUGGAAAUUUAGCGUUGUCAAGAUUAAUUGAUUAACAUUACUUCAGAUCAAAUAUAGAUACAAAUGCGAAAACGCACUAAGAUCGCAGCAUGGCAUUAUAUCCUUACAUUUGUAUAGGGCAAGUUUAAAACUUCACCAGUUGUUCUCGCGACGUCCAAUCACCAAAGUGGUGGAGAGGAACACGACGCUGCGUUGAUCUGGAUGGAAGAUGUAACCAAGGACUCGUUCAAGGUUUGUUUGCGUGAGCUGCAAAAUUUUGAUGGCAAGCAUCAAGAUAUCUAUGUGACCUGGAUGGCGUUUGCUAAGUUGCAUAAGCCGCUCUUCACUGAAUAUGGCUCCGUAAACUUCCCAAACACGAAUCCACCAACAGAUGGAGACAACAAUGCAUACUGCGAGUUUGUGCGUUUUACAAGAAGUUACAAUGCAACACCAUCCGUCCAAUUAUCAGCCAAUCACAGCACAACAGCAAGUGGAAACUUGGCACCAGUUCAUAAUGGUAUCUCUACAUGGAUUGAGAACCUGAAUGUAUCUGGAUUCAGAGUUUGUGCUAAGGAAUUGUACGAGACCAGAUAUGAUCCUUUGUCAGUGAGUUAUGCGGUCCUAACAGACAUCUGUGCCCCCGGAUGGAGCUACUUCAAUGGAUUCUGUUACUACACAAGUGAUACUUGUGCAAACUGGACAACAGCUGUAAAAGAAUGUAGACAAUAAAACUCAGUUCUUGCUGAUGUCAACAACAAU
Messenger RNA from Stylophora pistillata, 802 nucleotides. RefSeq lists its product as uncharacterized. The record is from RefSeq and is a predicted model, not a curated record. Lineage: Eukaryota; Metazoa; Cnidaria; Anthozoa; Scleractinia; Pocilloporidae.